UAUUAGUAAACGGUCGGUGUAGGUGACUACGAGGAAUUUGUUUGUUUAUUAUAAUCGAAGAGAUGGAAUCGCGUAUACCAAAACCAAAAAUCAUUUUAACAAACUCACUUAAUAGUGGGACAGAUUUUAGCAUGAAAAUGAAUACACGGGAAGCAUUAAAAGAUCAAAAUAAUCUGCACUUAACGAGUACGAACAGCCUGUCUGAAGUUGUAAACAAGGCAGAAAGCGUAUUGAACCUUAAUUCAAAAAAUACAAAAGAAAAUAAACCUUUGCCGAAGCAUAACGUAAGGAGAUCGAAAACAUUGUCGUCGAUUAACACCAGAGCUAUAAAGAGGCCAGCUAGAAAUGCUAAUGUACGUAUGGAAGUUAAAAAGGCGUUUAUUAAGCCUGCUGUUAAGUCGAUGAUUGUACAACAAAAUGCUACUACAUCGACGAGCAAUAAUGUCUGUAGAACUACUCAACUUUCAACGGUUAAAAAAAUCCAAAAUACUGGCGCGGUUAAAUUUUGCAAGUGGGACUUGAAAGGUCGUUUGGCUCACACAACCAAUGAGUUACUCGAUCUGCGACAAAAGUAUAAAGAAACCGAAUUAAAAUUGAACGAUCUUCAGAAUCAAGUAAAUACUUCGGAAGCAAAUGCAAAUUUGUACAAAUCGACUGCAUUCGAGUAUGAAAAUUUAAAUAAAGAGUUAAGCAAUGAACUCGAAGAACUGAAAGCGGAGAUGGCGAUCGUACAAAAACAAAGAGAUGAUUUAAGCAAACGUCUAAAAGAAACAGAAAAAUCAUUUGAAAUUGUUUCUGAAUCGUUAAAGGAAUUUGAAGCGAAAUGUAUUUCUCAAGAAACUCUCCUACUGAACCAUACGUCCGAAGUAAAAGAUUUACAAACAGAUCUGGAGAUACAAAAGAAAAGUAACGAAGAAUUGAAUACGAUAAAAAGUGACUUACAAUCUCUAAUUCAUACAAUGGACAUGGAUCGUAGAGUUUUACACAAUGCGUUACAAGAAGCGAAGGGAAAUAUUCGUGUAUUCUGCAGAGUGCGUCCUAGAACUCCGCGCGAAAAAGGAAAAAGAACAUGCAUUAUGAACUUCGUAGACGAGUGCACUAUCGAGUUGAGUAAAAUGAACGAAUCCGAUACGAUUAGUUGUAGCGGAAAGAUUAGAACAACGCGGCAGGAAUUCUCCUUCGAUAAAGUUUUUCCACCCGACACUAGUCAACAAGAUGUCUUCGAGGAGUUAGCUCUCUUAGUUCAAUCUGCCUUAGAAGGUUAUAAUGUUUGUGUAUUCGCGUAUGGUCAGACUGGUUCUGGUAAAACGUAUACAAUGGAAGGUUUGCCUGGUAUCGAUACAGAGGGCAUGAUACCUAGGACAGUACGGCACAUAUUUAAAGAAAUGAUGCAGUAUAAAUUGCUUGGGUGGGAGUUCCAAAUAAAAGCGAGUUUCCUUGAGAUUUAUAACGAGCUUAUUGUUGAUUUACUUGAUUCUCAAGCGAAAACGCACGAGAUCCGAAUGACCGACAGUAAAGGGCAAGAUUUAUACGUGAGCAACCUAAAAGUACAGGAAAUACGUAGCCCCGAAGAAUUGCAUCAGUAUCUUUUGAUUGCGCAACAUAACAGAGCAGUUGCAGCCACUCAAUCGAACGAACGAUCAUCAAGAUCACAUUCGGUCGCGAGAAUAAAACUUAUCGGAACACAUAAAACGAGAAAUGAAGUUUCGAUAGGGAACCUAAAUUUAAUAGACUUGGCGGGUUCUGAGAGAUUGAAGAGCGAGGAAUCGGUACGAACGACCGAGACAAAAAAUAUUAACAAAUCACUGGCGAAUUUAAGCAACGUUAUUCUAGCUCUUCUGAAAAAACAAGAACAUAUACCUUACAGAAAUUCGAAACUUACUCAUUUGCUAAUGCCGUCUCUGGGUGGUAAUUCGAAAACAUUAAUGUUACUAAAUAUUUCACCUUUGGACGAGUGUUACAAUGAAACAUUAAAUUCGUUAAGAUUUGGUAGCAACGUGAACAGUUGUAAAACAGGUAAUGUAAAGCGAUCGCGAAUGGUUUUGCAACAAAGCAUGUAA
This is a messenger RNA of Colletes gigas, 2060 nucleotides long. RefSeq names its product protein claret segregational-like. Gene Ontology annotation, molecular function: ATP binding; microtubule motor activity; microtubule binding. Bases 63 to 2060 code for a protein of 665 amino acids. Gene Ontology annotation, biological process: microtubule-based movement. The record is from RefSeq and is a predicted model, not a curated record. NCBI's taxonomy places the organism in Eukaryota, Metazoa, Arthropoda, Insecta, Hymenoptera, Colletidae. The transcript has 5 exons.